Gavialis gangeticus (Gharial) is the source of this 1944-nucleotide messenger RNA. It is a transcript of the gene ERAL1, whose product is annotated as Era like 12S mitochondrial rRNA chaperone 1. The transcript has 11 exons. Gene Ontology annotation, cellular component: mitochondrial matrix. NCBI's taxonomy places the organism in Eukaryota, Metazoa, Chordata, Crocodylia, Gavialidae. The record is from RefSeq and is a predicted model, not a curated record. Gene Ontology annotation, molecular function: rRNA binding; ribosomal small subunit binding; GTP binding. Bases 1 to 1374 code for a protein of 457 amino acids. Gene Ontology annotation, biological process: ribosomal small subunit assembly.
AUGGUGACGGUUCUACCGCCGCCUUGCCUGCCCCGGACCAGGACGAGCGGAGCCCAGCGGCGCGGCGGGGACCGGGACAUGGGGCUGCGGGGGGCCGCGGCCUGCGCGCGCUAUGAACCAAUAAAGGCGGCUGCUCCCAGUGCUGGUCGCCCCCGGGGGCCGCACCCGCCGCCCGUGCCGGCCUGCGCGGUGGAGCAAGAUGGCUUAUUGUUGCACCAGCCAGAUCAGCCCAACAACCCCAAGGUGCUUAGGAUUGCCAUCCUUGGGGCACCGAAUGCCGGGAAAUCGACCCUCUCAAACCAGCUGCUGGGCAGGAAGGUGUUCCCAGUAUCCAAGAAGGUGCACACCACGCGAUGCAAUGCCCACGGCGUCAUCACAUAUGAAGACACUCAGCUGAUCGUUCUGGACACACCUGGCCUCACCAGUCCUCAGAAAGCCAAAAGGCACAGUCUGGAGAAGUCCCUCAUCACUGACCCAUGGGACAGCAUGAAAUAUGCAGACUUAGUUCUGGUUUUGGUGGAUGUGUCGGAUCACUGGACACGGAACCAUCUGAGUCCCCAUGUGCUGAAGUGUCUUUCUAAGUUUCCACAGAUUCCUAGUGUCCUGGUCCUGAACAAGGUGGACCUGCUGAAGAAGAAGUACCUUCUGCUGGACCUGGUAGCACAGCUCACUGAGGGAGUAGUCAAUGGAAAGAAGCAGAUAGUGAAACCACUGCUUAAACCUCAUUCGUGUUCCACCAAAAGCAACCCCCUGCAGGGUGCCCAGGCUUCUCUGCCUGAAAAUGCAGCCAAAGAGUCCAGUUACCCACCGAAGGCUGGUCAAGUCCAGCUGGACUCUGGCUUAGAUGCUGAUAGCACUGUCAGGUCCUCGGGGCUUCUCCACACUUUGGAGGGCACAGAAGAAGUGCCUGUGCCAAGCCCCCCUGUGCCUGGAGGCGUGAAGAACAGGAAAGGCUGGCCGCACUUCCGGGAGGUCUUCAUGCUGGCGGCUCUCCAUGCCGAUGAGGUGGAUACGCUGAAGAGAUACCUCCUGCUGCAAGCCAAGCCAGGCCCGUGGAAGUUCCACAGCAGGGUCUUGACCAGCCAGUCCCCUCAGGAGAUCUGUGACAACAUCGUCCGUGAGAAGCUGCUGGAGUACAUGCCGGAGGAGGUGCCUUACGCUGUGCUUCAGAAGACAGAGAGCUGGAGUGAGGGCCCAGCUGGGGAGCUCGUCAUCCUGCAGAACCUGCUGGUCCAGAAGAUGACGCAUAAGAACAUGCUGAUCGGCAGGGAUGGUGCUAUAAUCAGCAGGAUCGCCCAGGAGGCUGGGAAUGACCUGUCGGACAUCUUCCUCUGUGACGUCCACCUGAAGCUCAGCGUGAUGCUGAAGAAUUGAGCUCUUUCUUUGGGCAGGGCCAGCUUGUGUGGUGUGGAGCUGCCGAGACUCGUGAAUAAAUCCAAGGCAAUGGAGUAGAACGCGCUGCUUUGGCAGAAUUCCAGACUGAGAAGAGAUUAAUGCUGAGACCUGGGCAAAUCUUCAGGUCCUGCCUCUUACCCUUGCAUCAUCUAGUGGACAUGGGAUGUAGGUAGAAGGAGAAAGGAACCAAGAACAAAAAUCAAGUUUCUGAGGCCUGGGUCUCCAUAGCAGGCAAAGGUGGGUAGGCUCCAGCAUCUGCCUGGACCCAUGGGCACACAGCUGCUUGUAAAUUGGUGCUCGUCUUGCUUGCAGCCUGUCCGAGGCUCCCUAUGCUGUCAAUGUCCACUUAAAAGACGAAAAGGUCCAGCCUUCUUCCAGCAAGAGCUUGAAACACUUCCUACCGUGACUGGAGUUCUAGGGGCUCAGCCAUGAGCAGGCUGAGCAAGUGGUGUGGGCUGGGCACUGUCUGUAUUGUGCUUUGGAGCCCUUCUGCCCAGAAGGGGCUGCAUAAAUACACUUGUCCUUUGACAUUAAACAACCCUCUUUUUA